GAGCAAUCAUGGUGGCAUCUUAGAGGAUUGAAGCUAAUGAACCAACUGAAUCAGCUCCAGAUGUACCUCAUCGGAGAGGGCCAUCUCGUGGUCUAGCAACAACCAAGACAUUAAAAGCCAAUAGAACAAACAAACUGAAUGUGACUAUUCCUUUGGAUGACUUAGCAGCAGUAGGUGUUAAUUCUGAGAAAUUUAUCAGUGAAGUAGGUGUGGUUACUAGGUUGAAUGCUCCUUUGGAAAAGGCCAAAUGGAAGGAGAUAGACGAAGCCAUUAAGGAGAAGAUAUGUGAUCUUACACUGAAAAGAUUCGAGGUAGAAGACACUCCAGUUAUACGAAAAGUUAUCAAGUCUAUGGCCAAUGCAAGCUACCGUAAUUGGCGUGCUCGUUUGCAUCAACACUACAAGAUUUACAAGACUAAUGAGGAGCGACUCGCAAAUCCACCCAAGAAUGUUUCUAUUCAGCAAUGGAAGACAGUGAUGGAUUACUUUGGCAGUGAUAAAUUUCUGAAAAUCAGCCAAAGAAACUUGGAAAAUCGUAAGAGCCAUGAAACUCCCCAUGUUGCUGGUCGGAAAUCAUUCAAGUCUGUUAGCUUUGACAACGUAAGCUUUCACAUACUCAUAGUAAGAUAUUUGCUACAACACUCUGGUUUUUGGGUUAAUUUUUUUUUCAACGAGACAUGAAAACAGGGAAAAAACCCAAUAUGCAAGAGUUGUGGAAGCUAACUCAUAUGAGGAGUAAUGGUUCUUGGGUGAAUGACAAGGCAAAACAAGUUGAUGAGGAUGUGUCGUAUCUUGUUAAUCAUUUCGUAGAAGGAGAGAGUUCUAACCAAUUAACAUCUGAUGAAGCAUUUAUCGAAGUGGUUGGUGAAAAGUCUAGUGCAAAUUAUGGUCCAAAACCUAUCAAGACUAGGGUGCGAAUUGAAGCACAAUUGGAAAAGGCUACCCAACAACGUGAUGAGGUUAUAAAAGACUUAAAGGAGUUGGAGGUGCGUUUUGAGGACCAGCGUGUGCGACAAGAGGAUGAGAUAUCACGCAUGAAGACUGAAAUGAAUGCUCAAAAGGUUGAGAUGGAUGCGCAAAGAGCUGAGAUGCAAUCCCAGCUUCAGAAUAUUAUGAGUCAAUUGCAUCCUAAUCAAGCUGCAUCUUAAAGUCUACUACAAGCACAAGGUCUCUAUACUA
Tripterygium wilfordii is the source of this 1178-nucleotide messenger RNA. RefSeq lists its product as uncharacterized. The transcript has 6 exons. NCBI's taxonomy places the organism in Eukaryota, Viridiplantae, Streptophyta, Magnoliopsida, Celastrales, Celastraceae. The record is from RefSeq and is a predicted model, not a curated record. The coding region runs from base 677 to 1147 and encodes 156 amino acids.